AUGUCAACCUCGGUUGAAAAGAAUGAUGAGUCUGUUGUUAGUGGCACAAAGGAUGAUGCAGCAUCGCCUUCCUCUAGUAGCCUAGGAGAGGGUACCGGCAUUGACGAGAAGAAAUUGCUACGGAAGUUAGACUAUCGCCUUCUUCCUCCGUUGAUUCUGCUUUAUCUUCUUUCCUUCCUAGAUAGAAGCAAUGUUGGCAAUGCUAGGCUCGAAGGAAUGACCGACGACAUCAAGAUGUCGGGAGACCAAUACCUCACUGGGUUGACCUUGUACUUCAUUGGCUACGUCCUUUUCGAGAUUCCAGCCAACGUUGUCCUCAAAAUGACCACCCCGAGAAUCUGGCUACCCACGCUCACUCUUGUCUGGGGUAUUGUUGCAACAUUACUCGGAGUCGUUCAGAAUUACUCAGGGUAUCUCUCCUCGCGAUUCUUCCUGGGUGUAGCAGAGAGUGGUCUUUUCCCUGGGGUGGUCUUUUACCUUUCCAUGUGGUACAAACGAAACGAGCAGCACUAUCGCGUUGCAUUGUUCUUCAGCGCAGCCAGUCUUGCGGGUGCUUUUGGUGGUAUAUUGGCAUGGGGAAUCGCACACAUGAAAGGCGUCGGCGGAUACAAUGGAUGGAGAUGGAUUUUUAUAUUAGAAGGCCUUCUCACAGUCAUAGUGUCUAUCACUGCCUACUUUUGGGUUUACAACUACCCAGACACCGCCGAGUUCCUCACCGAAGAGGAGCGCGAAUUCAUUCAAUUUCGCCUUAAGAAUGAUAGCGAUGCUACGCGAGAUGAAGAAUUUACCUGGUCAGCCGUGUUGGAUGCGUUUAAAGACCCCAAGACCUGGCUCUAUGGUCUCGGUUUCCAUACAAUGAGUCUACCACUAUAUACGCUUUCUCUUUUCCUGCCUACCAUUAUCAAGGAGCUGGGAUAUUCCGCCGCUCAGGCACAGCUGCUCAGUGUACCUCCUUACGCCGUGGCUUUCUGCACUACUAUCGGCGUUGCCAUUUUAUCGGAACGACUACGUCUUCGUGCCCCUUUUAUUAUGGGAUCGUCGGCUGUGGCUUGCAUUGGGUAUAUUCUUCUGAUUUCGCAACACCGGCCUGGAGUGUCGUAUCUCGGUACUAUUUUUGCCGCGGCGGGUAUCUAUCCAGCAGUCGCCAUUGUCCUCUCAUGGCCUGCAAAUAACGUCUCAGGUCAAACGAAGCGGUGCAUUGCCAACGCUAUGCAGAUUUCGAUUGGAAACCUGGGAGCUGUCCUUGGAACGCAACUGUAUCGAACCGAAACUAGCCCUCGGUACUUUCUUGGACAUGGCUUCGCCCUGGGAUAUCUUGUCGCCAAUAUCAUUGUCGUAGGAAUUCUGUGGAAAGUGCUCCAAAAAGAAAAUGUUGAAAAGGAACGCCUACGUGAGGCACAGGGACUUCGGCCUUUGAUGGGUGAUAUUGGUGAUGCCGAUGGAGAUUUCCUAGGCGACAAGGAUCCACGAUGGAUUUUUCAAACCUGA
Molecule: messenger RNA, 1488 nt
Organism: Penicillium waksmanii
Lineage: Eukaryota; Fungi; Ascomycota; Eurotiomycetes; Eurotiales; Aspergillaceae
Exons: 5
Coding region: 1-1488 (495 amino acids)
Biological process (GO): transmembrane transport
Cellular component (GO): membrane
Molecular function (GO): transmembrane transporter activity
Source: RefSeq, a predicted model, not a curated record